Anarrhichthys ocellatus (wolf-eel) is the source of this 4455-nucleotide messenger RNA. RefSeq lists its product as uncharacterized. Bases 258 to 2969 code for a protein of 903 amino acids. The transcript has 8 exons. Lineage: Eukaryota; Metazoa; Chordata; Actinopteri; Perciformes; Anarhichadidae. The record is from RefSeq and is a predicted model, not a curated record.
UGUGAUUGCAACAUACAUGCAAUGCUUGCAAAUAUUAAAAUAAGCACUGACUUUUACUUCCUCAUACGAACCAUGUCUAACCUGUUUAUGCCUUUGUCAUUUGUUCUUGUCUUUCUGUUGCAGCAACAACCAAUUCACGUGAUCUCUGUCAGUGCAGGGAGGAGACAGCUAGUAUAAAAGAGUCCAAAGUACCCAGAGCACCAGAGGAGUGGAAUAAAUCGAGUUCAAAAGUGAAAAAAAAACUAAAUUGAAUUAUCAUGGAUACACAGGAUUUUGUCCAUGACAAAUUAACUGAAUGGGGCUUCAGUGACUUCAUACAGAGAUUUGAAGAUGAAGGUAUUGACAAGGAGACUUUUUUAAGUCUUGGAGAUCUGGGCAGCGUCAAUGUCUUGAUUCCUAAAAUUGGACAAAGAGCAAAAUUCAGAAAGAGACUCAGAGAUUACUUACAGUCGAGUUCCACGGAGACAUGUAACUUUGUUCGGGAGAAAUUAACUGACUGGGAUCUCAGUGAGUUUAUUCAGAGAUUUGAAGACCAAGGCAUUGACAAGCAGACUUUCUUGUGUCUUGAGAAGUCAGCCAUCUUCAAUGACUUGAUUCCUAAAAUUGGACCAAGAGUGAAAUUCAAAAAGAAACUCAGAGAAUACUUACAGGCACUGAAAAGAAAGCACGCUGAUACUCCUGAAACGAUGGAUACUGACACAAAUUCAGACCAAGAGGACAGCCCUGAACUGGACCCGACAAUUUUUCCAUGGCACUUUGAGUCUACUUCAACAUCUGGCACAGAUCAUGACAAUGAGAUGAGUGAGGAGCCACUGUCCAUAAGUAACUCAAGUUCAGGCCUACUUGCUGUGAUACUCUUCUUUUUGCGUCACAGUCUAAAUGUGGCUGUGGGUGACUUGAUGGCUCUACUUAAUUUUCUCAGUCCGAACCUGGUUGUUUCAUCUAAAUAUCUCUCUGAUAAGAUUACUGCCUUGUCAGCUGUGUUUUACUGUGCUCUUGAAACAUGUCAGAACUACAUGGGAAAAGAUCCUGGUGGUUCUUGUUGUCACUGUGGCACAAUGUUCAACAAAGAAGAAAGUACUAAAAAUGGAAACUUCUUUUUGUCUGCAUCACUGAAAGACCUUCUGAAGGGCAUCCUUAAGAUCCAUGGCAUUGAUUUGAUACCUAAAACAGUCAAUCAAGGGAAGGACAUUAAAGAUGUGAUGGAUGGCAAAAUGUACCAGAAUCUACUUAAACAAGGCAAAUUGGCUGCAGAUGACCUCACACUGUUGUGGAAUUGUGAUGGUGUACCAAUUUAUGACUCGGACAUAUGCUCGAUUUGGCCGCUUCAGUUUACUAUUAAUGAACUUCCUUACACACAAAGAAAUGAAAAUGUGAUAGUUGCAGGACUUUGGUUUGGCACAGUAAAACCGAAGAUGAAAACAUUUCUAAAGCCUUUCAUAGAUGAAUGUCGUGAUUUAGCCCAAAAUCCCCUUCAGUGGAGCGACAGCAAUGGAGCGGUUCACUCCUCAAAAGUCUUCUCCUUGGUUUGCUCCUCUGACGCCGUGGCAAGGCCACUCCUCCGGAAUUGCAAACAAUUCAAUGGUGAAUAUGGUUGUGAAUGGUGUUUACACCCUGGCAUGGUGGUCAAAAAAGGCAGUGGAUCCAUGAGGUCAUACCCAUAUGAUGAAGAGAAACAAAAAGCAAGGUCAAACGAAAUGUUCAAGCAAAAUGCAACACAGGCUGAAAAGUCUGGCAAGGAAACCAAUGGAGUGAAAGGAUUGUCCUUGCUUCCCAUACUUCCCUUGUUUGACAUUGUUUUUGGAUUUGUACCCGAGUACCUGCACUCUGUUCUGCUCGGUGUGUCCAAACAACUUAUGUUGCUGUGGUUAGACCCAGUCAACUCAAUGAAACCUUGGUAUGCAGGUCAAGACAUUUCACAAAUGGACUCGCGUCUUCUCCGUCUAAGGUCGACAUUAGAAAAGAAACCCUCGUCUCUACAGUCACUGAAGUGUCGGGACACUUGGAAAGCGUCGGAGUGGCGAGCAUUCCUUUUAUUUUAUGCGAUUAGUGUCCUGCCUGGUAUCCUACAGCCUGACUUUCUGGAACAUUAUUUUUACCUGUCAUUUAGUGUUCACAUUCUGCUACAAGAGUCAAUAUCCCAACAUGAGCUUCAAAUGGCCCAUGAGUCCUUGGUACGCUUUGUGAAAGACAUGAAAGUACUUUAUGGUGAAGAAAAUGUGUCUUUCAACUGCCAUCAGUUAAUCCACUUAACUGAAAGUGUACUGAACUGGGGGCCUCUCUGGGCAACGUCAGCAUUUAGUUUUGAGAGAAACAAUGGAAAUCUAAGAGCUCUGCUUCAUGGCAGAAAUUGUAACCCUCGAGAAAUUGCCCAGAGGUUUCUCGUUUGGCAGCACAUACCCAGACACCUUAGUUCUUUAGUAUUUAACCGACAAUCAGAUUUUGGUGAGUUAUUAGCCAAGAUCACAGCAGUAAACGAUGGCAGUGGCUCUGACAAAACCCUUGGAAAAUCACGCCCUCUGGAUCUCACAGAAUCCAUAAAACGAUCAGUAGAAGAGCUCUUAAAUCAACCAGUCGUUAUAUCAGUAGAAGCCUGUGACAGCUUCACUAGUGGACACACUGUUUAUUACUCUACAAACUGUAAAGAGUCAGACCAGACAGACUUUGCCGUUAAACUGAAGAAUGGCUCCUUCGGAGAAAUACAGUUGAUUUUACUUUUCAAAGGGAACUGUGUUUGCACAUCCAAAUGUUUGUGCCCGGCUGUUCCAAUCGUUGUGGUCCACCUGUACGACAUCAAACCUGCGACAUUGUUCAGCGAUGAACAUCCUAACAAAACUUCUAAGACUAUCUUUGUCAGAGUUGAAAGGACGGAUCAACCCAAAGCAUUCUUCUUAGAGGACAUCAGGUGUAAAUGUAGGUAUGUGGAUGGUUGGCUUGUGCCUGUACCAAACACAUACGAGAGAUAUUAGAGUCAGUGCAGGGCUAAAGCUCUUGCAGCAGCAGGGCUGCUUUCACCAACCACUCAUCAUGUUCUUUAUCUCAUUUCCUGGUGCUAUGUCACAUCGGCGUUAUAUAACUUAUGGCCGACUUGACCCUGGGCAUUGUCUGUGAUGUGUGAUUAUAAUUAAUUGAUAAGUUUGGCAAUGGAGUUGAAGUGUUGAGCAUGCAAUGACUGAUUAGCUUAUAACAGUGGAUGUCAAAUGACCGAUAUGUCCAUAAUUGACUGUAAAUAUUAACUAGAUAUCAAGAUAAGUUCAAAGCCUCUUGCGACAACAAAAAUAUAUUGCUCUGUGCACCACUGCUAACCUUAUGACAGUUCAACAGAGUCUUCAGAUGCUCCAAGUAAAAAAAGGCUUUUAUUUUUGGGUUCUUUUUUGAGGGUUUUGGAAAAGAUUUUCACUUUUUAUCAUUUUUUUCUUUUAAGAUCCUUUAGAUAGAGGGUGUUUUUACUUACUUUUGUAUCAUAUAAUUUUUGUAAGUUAUGAUUAUGUUGUUAUUGUAAAAACCCAAUAAAACUUGAUUUUAUUUCAUACAUUCCACCAAAGUCCAGUCUUGCUCAUUUCUGACGUUGUCUGCUUGGUCUCCCCUGGGAUAGUAAUUAAGUAGCCAUACAAUUGAAUAGCAAACCUUCUUGCUGCGGUGAAAAUGCUAUUGUUCAUUUUGUUGGGAUUUACUCUUGUGGUUAGCUCAAAUUGUUUUAUGCCCUGCUGGUUUAUUGGUGCUGUAUGUGAUAUCAGGGGUUAAACAUAGCUGUGUGUUUAUAAUGUACAAUAAGGGUCAGAUUGGCAUCCAAAUUUGGGGUAAUAGGACCAGGGCUGUGAAGCUGUCCUUCAUAACCAAGCGAAGUUCCCAGAGAGGCCGACAUGAAAGGCCUGAAAUAAGCUCAGCUAUAUGUUUUCUUCCUCCCUAAGCAGACUGAGACAGUCUGCAUGUAGAUUUUGGAGGGACGUUCGAUACCUAGGUCAGAGGUUUCUUGGACCUUGCCUAGCAUAACUGAUCCCCCAUCGAUUAUAGGCAAUAUACCAUUUCCAUAAUAAACUUAUAGAAACAAUUUCAGCUUUACAUUUUUCUGGGCACUUUUCAGUCUCAUCUAAAAUAUGGAAUUUAAACAGUUACUGACUUUAUUCUAGUAGGUUUAGAAUACCUACGAGAAUAACCUUUUUGUUAGGUGGUAUGUGGUCAUCUGUUUAUGUUAAGAUGUAUUUUAUUUCAAUGAUGUAUAAAUAACUAUUGUGUCACUUUGGCGAUUAACUUGUAGGAAAAAAAGGUAAAGAAACAGACAUUGUAGCUGUAAAAUGAAGCAUUGCAUUAGUUCAUGCAGGACACAGUCAUUUAAAUAUGACACCCUCCUCAUCCUUGCUACACCAAUGCUGUUACAGACUGUGCUGCUGGCAAAGCUUUGCCCCCUCCACACCAGCCUCCACCCUUUUUUAGCUCAGAGUUCAUCUUGCAAAG